AUGGGCGUCGCAACCAGCCCCCCACCGCACGCCGAGGUCGACCCCUCUAGCCCCCCACCGCCCUCCCCAACCCCAUGGCAACUCUCCAUGUACCGCCUCUCCCCCGGCGAACGCCUCCUCUACUACCUCUACCUCCCCCUCCUCUCCACCAUCCUCAUCCUCCUCGCCCUCCUAGCCUCCCUCCCCUACAUGUUCUGCGAACGCUCCCGCCCCCUCCUCCCCAAACGCUCCCCGCCGGACCCAAAACACCCAGAGAGUAAAUACGAAUGGUACGGUCCGGAGAAGGAUUAUCCCCCUGGUUUGGCGCUGGCGCCGCUGGGCAAGGGGCCGGGAUUGAAGAGGAGGAUGUGGGAGAUGUAUGGGUAUUUUAGAGAGUUUUGGUAUAUGACGACGAGGCAGGGGCUGCAAGUGAAAAAGUACCAAGACGCCCUCAGCGGCGGCGACGCCGAACCGUCAGACUAUUCCAAAAGCGACGACAAGUGCGCCUACAUAGUCGGGACAGGUAUCGCCAACUGGGGCGACUUACAAGAACCUCUCGCAUGGUACGGAUGUUACCACGGUUUCCUCUGCCUCCUCUGUAUCUGCCUCAUCGGGGACGAGCUUUUCAACGUCCGCUUUGGGGCUUUUGCGCCGCAGUGGUUUAGGGGUGGGAUAGGGUAUACUAUCAUGUUCCUCGUCUCUGCUACACUAUCCACAAGCCCUAACUGGGGUAUCAACGACUUUAUCCAACUCCGCUACCUCCUCCUCACCGUCAUCUUCCUCUUCGGCCUCUACCAAGUCCUCCGCACCCUCGCCUCCUCCAUCGGCAUAACCACCUCCGGCUACCGCCACACCGACUACCGCAUCGGCCGCAAGCCCCUCCGCCCCUGGACCCAAUCCGAGUGGCUCGACCCGUACUACCGCCAAAAUUUCAUCCCCUUCCAAUUCGACCGCUAUUUCUGGACCGAAAGGGUGCAGGCCAAGAUUGGGGAUUGGAAUUUCCCGGCGGAGAGGCGGCCGAGGGAGGAUGUGGAGGAGCAGAUGGAGUGGUUGGAGAGGAAUAGUAAGGGGGGGGAUAGGAGGUUGGUGGAUAUGAGGGUGCAGAAGGUGUAUCAGAAGACGCCGCAGGAGAUCAAGUGGCAGCACGGCAAGAUCGGUCGGACAAUAAUCCACGGCGGCCCCAAAAAAAUGCCCCCCUUCAUGCUCGACGACCUCCAAGCCCGCGAACGCGCCCACCUCGGCCAGCUCCCCUCCUCCCCCCCGCCCACCUCGGCAGAACAAGACGAAAUCAUCAAGGCCUGGAACGAGGACAAGUUUUACUUUGGGAUUGCGAAUUGGAAGCCAAAGACGAAGAGUUUUGGGUGGUGGUGGUUUGAUGUGAGGCGGGCGGUGGCGGUGGUCUGUGCGCUGGGGUUGAUGGGGGUUAGGAUUGGGUUGUGUAUUUUCGACCUAGCAUCCUCAAACAUGCACGCCUACCGCCAAGAAUACGACCAAGCCCAAGAUACCUGGGACAGCACCGACAGCGGCGGGCCCGACGGGAGUACGUGCCAGUACUACCAAGGCAGCAGUCUUGCCAUCUUUGCGGUUUUGGGCGAAGAAUCGUAUUACGGCGUUACCGCCAAGUACGUCCCUCCUCCCCUCCUCCCCUCCCUCCCUCCACCCCCCGCCCCAAACCCCCAAGCUAACGAAAAUAAAAGCAUGAUCUGGCUCGCCAUCUGGCACCUCCACCUCCUCGGCAUGUGCACCGCCAUCAUCCUCGUCGCCAUCUCCAACAACAUGUGGUGGGGCAUGCACUGGCCGUUCCCGCCCAUCACGCUCAUCGGACCGCGCAUGACGAGUAUGUCUAUCGGGGUGACGAUGGGGUUUGUGGCGUUUGCGACUUUGCAGCAGGGGUUCUUUUUUGGGAAUGAUUCGUUGAUUGUGAUAACGAGGAGCAUCUGUUAUGCCUCUGUCGUAGGAUUCAUCCUCUUCCUCUACCCCAACGAGCCCCUCCGGAUCAACUACACCCGCGACCCCUUCUGGCCCUGGACCUCGCGCGUCGCGUUCAGGUUUAUGGACCGCAAGAAGGUGCAUUAUGAGUUGAAGGAUUUCGAUGAUGCGCAGGGAUAG
Messenger RNA from Cryptococcus amylolentus CBS 6039, 2088 nucleotides. RefSeq lists its product as hypothetical. Bases 1 to 2088 code for a protein of 695 amino acids. The record is from RefSeq and is a predicted model, not a curated record. Lineage: Eukaryota; Fungi; Basidiomycota; Tremellomycetes; Tremellales; Cryptococcaceae. The transcript is spliced from 9 exons.